AGGCCCGUGCAUUCCAGAAAGCCUAGCGAGCUAGAGCAACAAAGGAACCGGGCAGUCGGCGGGGGCAGUCGGGGGCUGCGGCGCGCUCUGGCGAAGGUGGCCGCCGGGCCCCGGGCUGGCGCGGGGGCGGCGCCGGGAACUUAGUCCCGGACCCAGGGCCCACGCCUGGCCUCCAACGCGGGGCCCGGAGCUGGUUUUUAAUGGUGGAAGAGGGGAUGGGGCUGCAGAUUUGGGGCCCCGGGAGCUCCCAGGGCUGAAGACAACUUGGAUUGCCAGGGAAAGGGGUAGGGAGCAGUGCAUCCCCGCCCGGGCCUCCGCCGCCUAAACAUGGGCCCCAGGUUCCAAAGUUUUCGAAGUUGGGCGCCGAGGGCUCGCGGCGCGCGGAGCACCCGGGGGAGCCCAGCACAGGGCUCGCGGGACGCGCAGGUCGUCUGAGUCGCCUCCGCAGCCCCAAGGGUUGCGCGUGGGCCCAGGGGGCUCCGGGGAGCGGGCGGGGGGCGCCGGGGCUUCUGCUGAGUUGGCGGGUUUGGCCAUGGCCGCUGCCCGGCUUGCAUGGGGCCCGGAGCUCUUGUCUCUGGGGUUGCUGCUGCUGCUGCUGGGGGGCCCGGGCCGGGGUAUGGCCUUGAGCGGGAACGCGACCGGGCCUGGGCCGCGGAACACGGGCGGGAGCGCCCGGAGGAGCGCGGCGGUGACCGGCCCUCCGCCGCUGCUGAGCCAUUGCGGUCGUGCUGCCGCCUGCGAGCCGCUGCGCUACAACGUGUGCCUGGGCUCGGCGCUGCCCUACGAGGCCACCUCCACGCUGCUGGCCGGGGACUCGGAGUCCCAGGAGGAAGCGCACGGCAAGCUCGUGCUCUGGUCCGGCCUCCGGAACGCCCCCCGGUGCUGGGCAGUGAUCCAGCCCCUGCUGUGUGCUGUGUACAUGCCCAAGUGUGAGAACGACCGGGUGGAGCUGCCCAGCCGCACCCUCUGCCAAGCCACCCGAGGCCCUUGUGCCAUCGUGGAGAGGGAGCGGGGCUGGCCCGAAUUCCUGCGCUGCACCCCUGACCACUUCCCGGAGGGCUGCCCGAAUGAGGUGCAGAACAUCAAGUUCAACAGCUCGGGCCAGUGUGAGGCUCCCUUGGUUCGGACCGACAACCCCAAGAGCUGGUACGAAGACGUGGAGGGCUGCGGGAUCCAGUGCCAGAACCCGCUCUUCACCGAGGCGGAGCACCGGGACAUGCACAGCUACAUCGCGGCCUUCGGCGCGGUCACGGGGCUGUGCACGCUCUUCACCCUGGCCACUUUCGUGGCUGACUGGCGCAAUUCCAACCGCUACCCCGCGGUUAUUCUCUUCUACGUCAACGCGUGUUUCUUUGUGGGCAGCAUUGGCUGGCUGGCCCAGUUCAUGGACGGCGCCCGCCGCGAGAUCGUCUGCCGUGCGGAUGGCACCAUGAGGCUUGGGGAGCCCACCUCCAACGAGACCCUGUCCUGUGUCAUCAUCUUCGUCAUUGUAUACUACGCCCUGAUGGCUGGUGUCGUCUGGUUUGUGGUCCUCACCUACGCCUGGCACACCUCCUUCAAAGCCCUGGGCACUACCUACCAGCCGCUCUCCGGCAAGACCUCCUACUUCCACCUGCUCACCUGGUCACUCCCUUUUGUCCUCACUGUGGCCAUCCUCGCUGUGGCCCAGGUGGACGGGGACUCCGUGAGCGGCAUCUGUUUUGUGGGCUACAAGAACUACCGAUACCGCGCUGGCUUCGUGCUGGCCCCGAUUGGCCUGGUGCUCAUUGUGGGCGGUUACUUCCUCAUCCGCGGAGUCAUGACUCUGUUCUCCAUCAAGAGCAACCACCCUGGGCUAUUGAGCGAGAAGGCUGCCAGCAAGAUCAACGAGACCAUGCUGCGCCUGGGCAUUUUUGGCUUCCUGGCCUUUGGCUUUGUCCUCAUCACCUUCAGCUGCCACUUCUACGACUUCUUCAACCAGGCUGAGUGGGAGCGAAGCUUCCGGGACUACGUGCUGUGCCAGGCCAAUGUCACCAUCGGGCUGCCCACCAAGAAGCCCAUCCCUGACUGUGAGAUCAAGAACCGCCCUAGCCUCUUGGUGGAGAAGAUCAAUCUGUUUGCCAUGUUUGGAACUGGCAUCGCCAUGAGCACCUGGGUCUGGACCAAGGCCACGCUGCUCAUCUGGAGACGCACCUGGUGCAGGUUGACGGGACAGAGUGAUGAUGAGCCCAAACGCAUCAAGAAGAGCAAGAUGAUCGCCAAGGCCUUCUCCAAGCGGCGCGAGCUGCUGCAGAACCCAGGCCAGGAGCUCUCCUUCAGCAUGCACACCGUGUCCCACGACGGGCCUGUGGCGGGUUUGGCCUUCGACCUCAAUGAGCCCUCCGCUGAUGUGUCCUCUGCCUGGGCCCAGCACGUCACCAAGAUGGUGGCUCGGAGAGGAGCCAUACUGCCCCAGGAUGUGUCUGUCACCCCUGUGGCAACCCCAGUGCCCCCAGAGGAAAAAGCCAACCUGUGGCUGGUUGAGGCAGAGAUCUCCCCAGAGCUGGAGAAGCGCCUGGGCCGUAAGAAGAAGCGGAGGAAGAGGAAGAAGGAGGUGUGCCCGCUGGUGCCACCCCCAGAGCUUCACCACCCCGCCCCGGCCUCCGCCUCCAGUGCUGUUCCCAGGCUGCCGCAGCUGCCCCGCCAGAAGUGCCUGGUGGCUGCAGGUGCCUGGGGUGCUGGGGACUCCUGCCGACAGAGAGCCUGGACCCUGGUCUCCAACCCCUUCUGCCCAGAGCCCAGUCCCCUGCAGGACCCAUUUCUACCCGGCGGCCCAGCCCCCAUGGCCUGGGCUCAGGGCCGCCGGCAGGGCCUGGGGCCCAUUCACUCCCGCACCAACCUGAUGGAGGCAGAGCUCAUGGAUGCGGACUCAGACUUCUGAGCCAGGAGACCAGGACCUGGGACAGUAAAUAGCAACAAAGAACAUUCUGAGGCUCCUCUUCCUCCCUAAGAGUCCUUCCCCAGGGUUUCUUCUUCCAGAGAACCUGAGGGCUGGUGCCCUCCCAGGAGGGUUCUCUAGGUCUGGCUCGUGGUAGAACUGUGGGGAAGAGCCCCAGUAGAACCGUGGGUGGGCCUUGCCCAGGGAACAGCGCUGAGCUCCAGGGCCCCGGUUUCCACCCCACCAGCCGGAGUCUAACUGGCAGCCCCAGUCUGCAGCAAUGUCACAGGGUGUGCAGAGUCUCUGGUGGCGCAGUAAUGGCAGAGGUAGGAGCAACAGUACCCGGAGUGGGCCGUGGCGGCCAGGAGGCAGCCAAACCCAUGUCUGGCAAAUAAGGGCUGCCCUUCUCUGUACUAACGGGUGCCCUUUCCUGGCACCCUCAGACCAAAAAUGUUUAUUGUGUCAUUAGGCCUUUGUCUACUUGGGAACAAGGCUCCCUUCUCCUUCUUUCAGGCAGUUGUGGGGCUGGGUGCAUAUUCCCAUAGGGGCUGUAACCUCUCCUCCCAGAUGUCCAGCCGGCCCCACCCCAGGCCAACAACCCAGCCCAUGUCCUCCCGCACCCUCCUGCCCUCCCUCCCUUUCCCAUUUCAGUUCAACCAAGCCAACCUCCUCCUGUUUCCUGGUUGUUGGUUAGGACCCAGAAGUGCAGCCUUCAUCCCAUGCUCAUCCCCUACCUGUGUUGCUGGGCUCCAUCUCCAAGCAGGAGAUCGGUGCAGCUACAGAGCCCGGCGUGGUGUAGAGGCAGUGAGUGGCAGGAGCCUCGUUAUCUCUCCCUGUACCCACCCAGUGGGGGAUGGAUCCCCUGACUUAAAGGGCUACCCUGGGAAGCUGCUGGGGCUUCAGGCAGGCAAGGAAAGCUUCCUUCAAAUUCCGCAACUACUGGAGGAAGAGAUUUCCAACCUCUUGAAGGCCCCUUCCAUGUGUCCAAGGCCCCGGCUUCAAGAACCAGGCAGCGGUUAGCCCGAGGAGCUGACUGGGUUCCAGAGGGGAGACAGGGCUGGGGAGAAGAAAUAUAAACAGUAAA
This is a messenger RNA of Artibeus jamaicensis (Jamaican fruit-eating bat), 3980 nucleotides long. RefSeq names its product smoothened, frizzled class receptor (gene SMO). The record is from RefSeq and is a predicted model, not a curated record. Gene Ontology annotation, biological process: smoothened signaling pathway; central nervous system development; commissural neuron axon guidance. The transcript is spliced from 12 exons. Gene Ontology annotation, cellular component: cilium; dendrite; plasma membrane. Gene Ontology annotation, molecular function: transmembrane signaling receptor activity; patched binding. Lineage: Eukaryota; Metazoa; Chordata; Mammalia; Chiroptera; Phyllostomidae. Bases 533 to 2899 code for a protein of 788 amino acids.